Messenger RNA from Adelges cooleyi (spruce gall adelgid), 2738 nucleotides. It is a transcript of the gene Ars2, whose product is annotated as serrate RNA effector molecule homolog. Lineage: Eukaryota; Metazoa; Arthropoda; Insecta; Hemiptera; Adelgidae. Gene Ontology annotation, cellular component: nuclear body. The coding region runs from base 222 to 2543 and encodes 773 amino acids. The record is from RefSeq and is a predicted model, not a curated record. Gene Ontology annotation, biological process: mRNA processing; primary miRNA processing. The transcript is spliced from 18 exons.
CUCUUACCAACCCAUGUCCCCAUAGGCCAUAGUAAUAUCUACUAGUUAUUUUCCGACAACUCCUCGCCAUUCGGCGGAUUUUAAAAGUAGGCUAAUCAACGAUACGUUAAUUAAGUAAUAUAAAUUGAUAAAUUUCCAAACGUUAUUCUAAUUUCUACUAUUUGAGUAAGAAAUAAGUAACGAAAUACUGAUAAUUAACAGUUAACGAGAAAACGUUAGUGAUGGCAGACAGUGAUGAUGAAUAUGAUAGGAAGCGGAGAGAUAAAUUUCGUGGCGAACGUACAGAGUCAGUAAGGGGUAAUGAUAAUCGUAGAGAUGAACGUCGAGUACGGGAUGAUUGGAAUGACAGCCGCUUCAUGAAAGACUUCAGAGAAACUUGGGGAACUCGAAAUCGAGGUAGAGGUGACUUUAGAGGACCCAUGCGAGACCGUUAUAGUCCUGGUACCCAAAGAGACUUGUCGCCUCCAGUUAAGCGAAUGAGACCAGACUGGGAUGAUAGACGAAUUGGCUACGAUCCACCAGCGUAUGGCUAUGGAGGUCCAUGGGAUCAGCCAGCACAUCAUAUGCCUCCUGUUACGAGAACUAUACCGAUGAGAGAUCCAGGAGCACAUACCCUUAACCAUGCCCCACCGGCAGUAGAUCAAUCAUCGGGAGAUACUCAGCCACCCAUGAUGUCGUUAAAAGCCUUUUUGAUUACUCAAGAUGAUAACAUUACAGACGAAGAAGCUUUAGCCAAGUACAACGAGUAUAAAUUACAAUUUAAAAGAAACCAACUUAAUGAAUUUUUCGUUGCUCAUAAAGAUGAAGAAUGGUUUAAAAUAAAGUAUCACCCCGAUGAUAGUGUCAAGCGUAAGGAAGAGCAGACUAUUGCAAUUAAAAAGCGUUUAGAAGUUUUCAAAGAAUUUUUAGCAAAGAACAAGAUUGAUGGUAUCGUUGUGGAUGCAGAUAAUCCUGAUCCGCUUGUACUUCUUUUGGACUCUGUAGUAAUUAAACUUGAAGGAGGCACAGAUUUUGACUUGACAGUUUUAGAUCCUGUAGCACCACCUAAACCAAAACUCGAAUCUGACUCUUCAAAGAAAUCAGAAAAAAAGCCAGAUGAUGGCGGAACCUCAGAUGGUGAAGUUGACAGUGACAAAGAGGAUAAUGAUGAUAACGAUAAACAAACAAACCCUAAUGAAGAUCAAAAAGACAAAGAUGGAGAGAAAUCAGAAGAAGUAAUGGACAUAACAAAUGAUAAUGACCAAAAUGAUGACGUAGCUAAACCAAAAGCAUUACAUCGUACUACAUCAGUAUUUCUAAGGAAUUUAGCUCCUACCAUUACAAAAAAUGAAUUAGAAGCUAUUUGCAAACGUUAUCAAGGUUUCAUGAGAUUGUCUAUAGCUGAUCCAUUACCUGAACGCCGAUGGUUUAGACGCGGAUGGGUGACUUUCGAUAGAGAUGUUAAUAUUAAAGAAAUCUGUUGGAAUCUUAAUGCAGUUAGAUUACGUGACUGUGAGUUGGGUGCUAUUGUCAACAGAGAUUUGAGCAAACGAAUUCGAUCAGUAAAUGGAAUAACCAGUCAUCGACAAGUAGCUCGUAAUGAUAUGAAACUAUGUGCAAAUAUCAUUAACAACUUCGAUAAUCGUUCCGGCCUUUGGCAAAAGGAAGAUGAUAAACCGACUGAAAAUACUUAUGGUGUUGUUUCUCGUAAUCCUGUUUUACAAAACAUAACGGAUUUCUUAAUUGAAGAAGCGUCUGCAGAAGAAGAAGAACUAUUAGGAGAAAACGCUGCUUGUGAACCCGAAGAUAAUACUGAUAAAGAUAUGCAAUUGUUCAAGGCUUUAGAUAAAAUGUUACUCUACUUACGUAUUGUUCAUUCAGUGGAUUAUUAUAAUCACAGUGAGUAUAUAAAUGAAGACGAGAUGCCAAAUAGGUGUGGUAUAAUGCACGCUCGCUGUACACUUCCAAGUAAUCCUCCAACUCAACAAGAAAUUACUGAUUAUUGCCAAAAUUUUCAAUCUAAAGUAAGCUCUUUGACCAAUUUAACGCCUAUUGAAAUAAGCGAAAAAGAAUUAAUUCAACUUGGAGCUAAGCGCGAAGAAGAAGAGAUUGAAAAGUUUGUAACUGCUAAUACUCAAGAAAUAUCUAAAGAUAAGUGGUUAUGCCCCUUGUCAGGAAAAAAAUUCAAAGGCCCAGAUUUCGUGCGCAAACAUAUUUUUAACAAGCACAUAGACAAACUAGAUGAUGUUAAAAAAGAAGUCAAGUAUUUUAACAACUAUUUACGUGACACUAAAAGGCCUCAGUUGCCAGAACACCCUGGAAAUAAGCAACCUAAGAAAGACGUGAGUGAUGCUCCACAGCAAUACACUCCAGCCACCAAUCCAUACCAAUUACCUGGAUAUCCACCAUAUGGAGGUGCUGGAUUCGGUCGAGGCAUGUAUGGUUAUUCUAGACCUCCAGCACGAGGAGGUUUUAGAGGUGGCAGAGGAGGCUUUGAUUAUAGACCGAUAAUUCAUUAUCGUGAUUUAGAUGCACCUAAAGAACCAGAAGAGAACUUUAUAUAAUUCAUGUUUAUCUUAUUUCUAUUGUUUUGACUAGCAUAAUUUUAUGAUAUAUAUAUAUUUGUAUUUUCUAUGACAUUUAUUGAUAUUCCCAUUUAAUUUUAACAUAUUUGUAGUUUAUCUACAUAAUUCAAUUUUUUUUCUGACUAUUAAACAACAAUUUUUUUUACUGUAAUAAAUUUAAAUAUCGACAUUUUA